This is a messenger RNA of Paramecium sonneborni, 239 nucleotides long. The record is from the annotation of a GenBank genome assembly. NCBI's taxonomy places the organism in Eukaryota, Ciliophora, Oligohymenophorea, Peniculida, Parameciidae.
AUGAACGAAACCUAAACUUGUUUGAAAACUUUUGAAGCUAAAGAUGGGUAAAAAGUAAUUGUUUGAUUUCCUUUUAUUUAGAUGGCAGAACAUUUAAAAAAUAUCUAGAUACUAAUUUUGAACCUUAUUGGCUUGUGUUUUUUGGUAAAAAUUUUGGGUGUCAUUCUAUUCAUGAAAAGAGAAGAUUUAUUUACUUUUAUAUAGAUAAAAUUGCAUAUCUAUUUUAUAAAAUAUAAUGA